Molecule: messenger RNA, 1477 nt
Organism: Klebsormidium nitens
Lineage: Eukaryota; Viridiplantae; Streptophyta; Klebsormidiophyceae; Klebsormidiales; Klebsormidiaceae
Source: the annotation of a GenBank genome assembly
GCAGGAUCACUUCGUACGUCAACUUCUGCAACAAGUUCAAUUGGGCGAACAUCUGGCGAAAGUGCACCAGGCAGGUUUUGGGAACCCGCAGCACUUUGAUCUCAGGGUGGUGCAUGGUCUCUCUCUCUGCCACUUUCUUUCUCACACUCUGCCGUUUCCUGGACUGACUGGUCUCCUUUGACCGACUUGGAGCUCAUCUCUACAAUGAAAGGACUAAAGAAUAAAGUGGAUAGCGUCGGAAUCUUUUACGGGAGCUGAUAAUCUGCGGUGCGGAGUCUGAUUCAAAUCGAGGGGUCGCAAGAGCCGGCAGACGUGCAUUGGCAGGGCCCGCUCAGGAACGUGAGACCUUUGUUAAAUGUCCAUGGCCACCGGAACAGGAGAAAGAGGCGGCACUCGAACGACGAUGUCACGUGAGGAGGAUGAUCAAAACCAGGGCGUUGAGCAGCCACUGAUGGAUGGGCUGCCAAAUGACCUGGCAAGACGGUGCCUGGCCAGAGCCAGCAGACAGGCCCACGCAGCCAUGCAGAUGGUGUGCCGUUCCUGGGCCGCCUUUCUGAACUCAGCGGAGCUCUUAGAAUUGCGGCGAGAGGCAGGAGUUUGCGAAGAGUGCCUGUACAUGCUUGCGGUCGCAGACGAUGCGUACCGAUGGGGCGUCUUGACUCCAAGCAGCGGUGCCUGGCGGAGACUGGGGUCCGUCCCCUUUCUGCAGCCGGAAAGGAUUCUGAAGCACUUCCACACCUGUCCCGCCGGCCAAGGCCUACUCCUCGUUUUGGGCGGAAGCGUGUGGGAGCCCGUCAGCUUCCUGGGCGCCUCAAGCGGAGCGUGGGUCCAGAAACUGGCCGCAACUAGAGAGGUGUGGGUGUUUCAAUCCACCACUUCCACGUGGCGGCCAGGGCCGCCCAUGCUGACCGCUCGGAGGGGAAGGUUUGCGUGCGCCUUGGUCGGGAAUAAGAUCAUUGUUGCUGGGGGCUCGGAUCUAGCGGGCCGGCCCCUCUGCGACGCGGAAGUCCUCGACCUGUGCCUGCCGGGCGAGAUCGACGGAUUCCGCUGGGAAGCCCUUCCGCCCAUGAGCUUGGCACGGAAGGACUGCCUGGGAGCGGCGAUCGAGGGGCGCUUCUGGGCUGUCUCGGGGCGGAGGGGCGGCAUCGAUAACGCGUUCUUGAAUUUGCACCAAUCGGCGGCGGUGUUGGACUUGAAAGAUGGCACCUGGUCCACGGUGGGCGGUAUGUGGUUCAGCAGCGAACCUCCGGAGCAUCUCGCGGUGUUCAACGGCCGGAUCGUCGCCUCGGACAGCCUCGGACGUCGGCACCGCGUCAAGACGUACGACGAAAGCAGUGGCUCGUGGAGUGACGUCGGAGACGAGUCACGCGGUGGAAAAACCGUUGUGGGUCUUGCUGCGGUUGAAAAGCAGCUGUAUGCAGUGUCGUGGGAUGCGUUGGAUUCGAAAAUAGACGGGGCAUGCAUAACUCGGCUGUAG